Messenger RNA from Podarcis lilfordi (Lilford's wall lizard), 21033 nucleotides. The record is from the annotation of a GenBank genome assembly. Lineage: Eukaryota; Metazoa; Chordata; Lepidosauria; Squamata; Lacertidae.
AUGGAUAACCCAGGUUACUGUUGUUAUUAUUAUGAUCAUUAGUCUCAUCUUCACAGAAGCAUCUCAAAGUGCCGUAUCGGCUUCUGCUUGCUCUCUGAGCAUGAGGUGUUUACGUGAAAAGAGUGGAUUGUCUCCAGUUCCCCCACUGCACAGUUGAGAGAAAGAGAUAAAUAAAAUUUGGAGGGGCAGCUAUGUUAGUCUGAUUCAGCAAACACACAAAAAGAGGCUCUUGAUUGCUUUAAGUUGCACAGAUUUAUUGUAGUAUGAGCCCAUUUCAUUAGAUGGAAUGUUAGACCUAGUAGGAACUUCAGUAGCUCAUGGGUAAGGCAAGCUGUAUUAUUUAUUAUUCCAACAGGCAGACAUAGACCUGAUUAGCUUGUGCAACCCUACCAUUGCCAGAAUCCCACCUUCAGUAGGAGUAUAACAACAAUUACAUCCCCCCUCCUUCAUCAGUUGUGUAAGCAUUUACUGAGAGGUAAUGGAUGGGAAUUAUAUAUUAUGGAAGCAAGUUUUUCACUGUUAAUAACCAAAGGCAAUGCCUAUCUACACUCUCUUGUUUGGGAGAGUUAACAUCAAAGCUGUUAUAAUACCAGUGAUAACUGGUUGUAUACAAGGAGGCAGGGGUGCGUGCACCUUUCGAUCCAUGAAAAGCUCAUCCCUUAUCUGCUGGCCAUUAUUCCUGUGCUACUUUAUCAUGUAUUUGCUCAAAAAGGAGCUUGCAGCAUUGAUGGCAAACCACUAGCAUUACCCUUUUGUUGGUAGGAUUUGGUUUGUUAAGUACAAAUAACAAGAAGACACGGAGUUAUCUUGUUCUUCACACCCUGUUUUUCUCCUUUGUCAAGAGGUUGAGUCCGACUUCCUCCGAAGUGUGCAUGCCCUCCUUCGUGAACUUGAUGGCCACCACCCAGCCUUCCAGAGCGAGAGAGGUAAGAGCCAGUGACCCGUGUGCCCCAGCUCAUCACUGAGCACUGAAGAGUUUUGCAGUGUGUCUGAGAACACCUCUCCCACAGCUAGAGAGAGCAAAAGGAAAUGACUUUUUAUGUUUGGCCAGCUGUGUUGGCAUUUCCUGGGUUUUCUGGUCUUGUUGCGAUACCUACCCAUAUGGAUGCAUAUGACUGGGUGUGGGUACCUGGUUGAUUCCAGACAAAAUAAUGUCACCAGUAAAACUCUUCCUUACUGGCAACAAUUGUAGAGAGAAGGAGCCAUAGCUUGGUGAUAAAGAAUAUGUUUUCCAAGUACAAACUGCUGUAACCUGCCCUGGGACCUUAGGGCAAGUAAGAAAUCAAAUGAAUGACCUAAUAAAUAAUUAAAUAAAAUAAUAUGUGGAAACCUUGAGGGAAGAGCUGUUUUUGUUUAUGGUUCAGUUCUGUCCGCUCCUCUUCUUCUAUAAGUGCAACUCACUUUCCUUCAUUGCAAUAUUCUGCUCUUGUCUCUUGCUGAUUCCUGACCCAGUGAAACAUUGAUAGCUGUUUUAACUUUGGUUCUCUUCCCACCUUCUUUCAGGGAUGCUGAGAUGGACUUUGCACAAGAAGAUUGACAGGAAUCCCAGCAAUGGAGCCCUCUUGAUCAAAAUUCUGGUGAAAGAACUGGAAAGGGUAAGAAUGUCCACAGAAGGAAGCAAUGGGCUGGAAGUUGUCUUCACAGUCCACAUGUAGCCUUUCUCAUGAAUACGAAUCUAUGGUUUAUUGCUGUGGAAAAAUGUGAUUAAAUUAAUAUACUGCUCUUCAAAUUGAAGACACUUCCAAACAUCAGAUCCUCUAUCAAGGCUCAUUGGCUCAGUCAUAAAUUCAGGGUAGCCAAUGCAGCCUGCUUCUGACAUCACUCACAAUCUCUCUAGUGUUUGUAGGGAACCAGCUGCCCCGGUGUUCCUUAUUGUUUAUCCUGCACCUUCCUGCCACUUCUGGUCCUUCUUACUCUCUCAUUAGAAGCCAUUCUUCCUGCAGAAAAACUGAUCUUUAGGUUGGCUGAAGAUAGUAUACUUACAGAGCAUUGGGAGGUCCAUGAUGUGUAUGCGCAUUCCACUAUUUUUUCCCCUAAGCAGAUGUUGCAGGAUUUUGUAGUGUUCCAAAAACCUGCAAAAUGCACAUGACCAAAGAUGUCACAGCUGCUUCAAGCUUCCCUCCUAGGCUUUAUAUUCAUAGAUUCCCCCCCUCCCCCUCAAAUGUCUCCUAAGCAUGUCAAGGGUAAGUCUUUAACUGAACGCACAGUCCAGCUGAGGUCUGGCUGGUACCAUGGCAAUGUUCCACCUAGAGUUGUCUCUGCUAUCAAAUGCUCUGUUGUUCUAGCUGCCAGCCCUCCUCCCUCAUGUGUUUUGUGACAGCAGAGGAUCCAAAAUCAGCCUCACAUUGUUGGAAAAUCUUCAGCGUAACCGUUUGCUUUCUCUAGGCAGAAAGAUGCAACUAUCGGCAGUACAUCAUCCCUUUGCUUCACACGCUGAUGUACACAUUGAUAAAGGUGAGAACUAUAAAUUCAUGCGGCUGUGAUAGCACAGGAAUUCCAUGCUGGGAGUUGAUGUGAGGUGUCAGCUUGCACUAUGGCCAACAGCUCUUAGGUUUCCAUGGAUACCACUCGAGAUUCUAUUUUGAAUUCUAGGGAUGUGUGAAAUGUGCAAGAGAGGGUGCCUCUAAGCAUGUGCAGCGUGUUUUUCCCUCCCUGCUGGGAAGACACAGACACUUUGAUACUUCUGGGGCUUAGGAGCAGAGUGUUUAAGCGAAAAUGGUCUGAUUUCUAGUUAGAUUUGAGCCCUAGCACCUCUCCCCUGUAGGAAUGGGUAAGCACUGGAUAUUGUCAGAGUGUCAGACAACAGUCUGAAAUGCAUUUAUGGAUGGCCACGUUUUCUUGUGCUGCUCCAUUCAUAGUUUAAAAAGAAGUGACUCAUUAAAAUCAAUGGUAAGAGGGGGAAAACGUGACUCAACAACAUCUCUGUGGUGGAAUGCAGGUGAUUAACGGUCUGUUUAUAACCAGAGGUUCUCCAACUUUACCAUAUGCUGUCUGCAUGCAUAAAAGAUGCAUAAUUCAUGUGAAUUGUGAAGCACAUACAUUAGCAGUGAUGCUGUCCCUGCUUGCAGACACCUUGGGAGAAUUACAUUUGCUCCCUGUGGAAAAAUGGUGAAAUACUAGCAUAAAAUCAGCUUAGCGAAAAUUCUGGAGCAGAAAACACCCACAGUUUUAUUGAAAAUGGAAGUCUGUAAUAAGGAAAUAGUGACAGUGAAAGACAUUUUUAUUUGAAGAAAUGUUUAGUAGCUGUGGGCGUCUCGGGAUAGCUGCAUUUUCAUACCCUGGAGAGUAAAACGACAGGGAAACAUAUGGUUAUCUUAGACUUAGACACUGCUUUCUCCCCCCUCCCGCCUCCUUGUAAUCAUUCAAGAUUCCCUGAGGUCACCAAAUAAAGCAAAUAAAGUAACAGAAGCAUUUAACCUUGUACAGCUACUCUGCAAAAGGAAACAUAUGAAUCUUGAUGAACCAUCUUCUCAGUAUAGUUGGAGUUCUCAGUCCAGAUUCCACCAAACAGCAGAUGCGAAUAGGCCUGAUUCCACUGAGACCAGGGGUGAAUUGGGCUGGUGAUUGUCAGCCAAUGCUACAGGGUACUUCUCAUAUUUAAAUAAUUUUUACACCGAAGUUUGUUCUCCCAUUGCUGCUCCAGGCACCUUGCAUCCCUGAUGAUUUGUAUGAGAGAGUGUACGAUUUCUGCAAGAAGUUACUAACUCUGCCCAAACCGUACUGCACCAUUGGCCUGGAUUAUGCUCGGCAGCUAAAACUGGAACGGACAAUACCAGGUGUGCAAUAUUCCACACUCUUUUUGCUUUCUUUUGGUUUGUUUGUUGAGGACCAUUGGGGAGGUGGGGGGAAAUUGGUCAAGCAGAAGAAAAGCACUCAUAAUUGGGGUGGCAUGAUGUGUUCAUCCAUCUGUCAGUUGGGUCCUGCUGCUGGUUCAUUUCAGCAGGAAACCAAUCAAAGUGGGAUGCUCUUAUCAUGGUUCACACUUUCCUUGACACUGAUAAGCUAACACUGGGCCAGAAACAUUGCUUAGAUUCCCCUGUUAGUGUGCUACCAAAACAGCUGUUCUUUCUGAAAGGCAACCUGCAUUUCUUUUAACACACAUUGCUUGAAGGCUGUGUAAAAACGCCCUGGCAUGCUUCUUUGUGCAAAGGCUUAUGUUCAGAUACUGCAACCAACUUAUUAAUGAACAACUUUAAUUGCUCAAUAAUGGAUGACUACAGCUCACUUAUCAGGUACCAUAAUAAUGGAUGACUACAGCUCACUUAUCAGGUACCUACUUCAUGAAUUCCAUUUCAAACCAAUGUUAUGACAUCAUUAUCAAUGGUGUGGUUAGUUAUACCAAAACCAAACCAUUGACCUUUAAACUUUGACUGAUAUUUAGAUGCUUAUUUUAUUCAUUAGGAGCAUUAUACCAAAGAAUGGUUUCUGCAGAGCAAAGUCUCAAGAACGACUCAUUCCCCUAUCAGGAAAAGUAAGUAUAGGGCCUCUCACCUGUCUUAAAGUGACAUAUUUAUCACACACACACAAAAUAAAUCUGCACUAAUCUGUGGCUGUCUCUAUAUAUGUUAACUCUUCAUUCCCCAGGGUUUUCAUGUUUGUAGAUCCAGAACUGCUGUCCGAAGCUGUAUGCCGGGCACUCAUUGAUGAAAUCAAGGCUGCUCAGAUGUCCCAGUGUAUGAAGUCCUGCAUGCUCUGUGUGAUAGAACGUGCCUUCCAAACGGUGCUGAAGGAACACGGUCACGUUAAGAACGUGCACAGCAUUCUUCAGGUACCAUAAAGAUUUCAUUGAAAUAAAUGAAAUUCCAUAAGCAGAAAUGCCAGACAUUCCCAGUCACUUGCCUCCCAUCUGGAGGGCUGCCAUUAUACAGUUACUCCAUAGACUAUUAUUCUCAUACUGGGGAUGGAUGUGUGAGCAAAAGUUACUCAGUGUUGCUUCAGAUGAAAACUGUAGAAGGUAGAGAUUUAAACAAAACAACUUGUUGGCUUAAGAACACCACUCGAUCCAGUACACUCUGGCAUAUAUAGACAAAAAACAAACGGAUCACCUUUCUCCCACUGUGUAAAAGGGUACGUUAACUGACGGAAAGAAAGCAAACGAAUCUUAUGGUAAGUGGCUGAUUCUUGGGGUUUUGUUAGUCUUCUUGCAAAGUUAUACGUCCAGACAGAGACUUUGUUAAUGCUGAGCCACAGACCUGAUUAGUUCCACCACCACCAAGACAGCCAUCUCUAGAAUUUCUAAAGUUACCUGGGAGUAUGGCCAAUUGAACUCAUGGAAACAUAUAAAAAAAUAGGUUCCAAAUUGUAUAGAAUGUUUCAAGUUUUUAAUGAAUGUUUCAGGCUCUGCAUCCCCUCUAGCAACUGCCAUGUUCUUGGUGACUUUGUCCAUUAAUAAGUGUUCCCAAAGCCUUUGAAUUUGAACCCUAGCCUUGACAAAUACACCAAACUUGACAGAUACACCAAACAUUUUCACUGAUUGUAAUUAUUGCUCUUGCUGCUGCUGAGGAAUGUAAAAAUAUUUUCUCAUGUAUUGUAGACUAUCAGUCCUUUGGAAAACAGUAUUUCAAGUACUUGGAGACUUAGGGGUAUUUUGUUUUAGUUAUGUUAUUAAUUUUGUUUAAGAUAUUUCCCCAAAUUUUCCUCCACUAGAGGAUAUGACCACCAGAUGCAGGCAGAUGUACCAGUUCCUUGACAUCCUCUCCAACAUUUAUUUGAAGCUGUUUGACUAUCUUUUGCUCCUUGACUGGGACUUUGUGCCAAUGAGAAAGUACUUAGAGGCUGCAGUCCAUCCAUUUAUGUUGGAGAAAGCCCCAUUGAACUCAUUGGGACUUAUGUCUAAGUAGACACAUAGAGGGAUUGUUCUAUGAAAGUCAGUUCUCUUGCCUUUGGCGCUUAUUGCCUUCCUUGAGCCAGAAAUAAAACACUUAUCCCAAAUUGAAUUGUCUGUUGGCAUUUUAACAAGAUUUGUUGGACUACAGAUGGGGGAGAAGGGAAGCUUAGGAAACAGAAGGAAGGAAAUUACUCCCAAAGUCUUAAAAGGUCAACUUUUAAUAAGAAAUAUUAGAAGCAAACAAAGUUUUAAGAAUACUUUUAAGAAACCUGCUAGCUGUGCUGUCAGGUGUUGCAUGUUUACCUAUUUCCCCAUGUGUUCAUACAUGUCAAUGUGUCAAUGACAAAAUUGUUUUUGAGUUAGGAAGAGCUGAGUAUUGUGAGUACCAUACAUGCGUAGUGUAAUUUGCUAUAAAGAAAAAAACCUUGAAUAGGUGUUUGCAGUCUGUGAACUUCAUUCCAGCCAGGACUCCCCCCCCCCCCGAAAAAUAGGUGCUAGUACUCACCAUGAAGUUGUUACAGUAAGUGCCCAGCUUUUUAACAACAACAACAAAAGGUGUUGGUACUGCGUACCCUUGAGUACCCCUUGAAAAAGAAAGCACUGAUUCCAGCAAUGAUUCAUUACUCCUUCCCCCUGUGGCAGGCAAAGCCCUUAGAUGUGACUGAGCACUAUUUUCAGCAAGUGAUGGCUGCCAUUGAACAUGCAGGAAGAGACAUGAGUGCAGAAUACAAUCAAUAUGUUGAAGAAUUGGGGAAAAUCUACAGCACAUUGCUGAGCACUUCAGAGAAAGGUAAGUGUGGCCCUACGAGGCUGGGAUGUGAAAAAGGACCCCAGUCCCUGCACUUCAUCUGGAAAUGAGCCCUGAGACUUUAUUGUAGUUGCUUUUGUGGGCACUUCCCACAGCACCCACAACAGUGUGAAAGGCAAAAUCAUUGAUUUAGGUACUGAAAGGAUGGAAACUGAUUUAUGCAGCCAAAGGGGAUUGUGUUUUGUAGCUCUGUGCUUUGUUCAGGAUCACCCCCUUGCAUAGAUAUUUGCAUGCAGUCCUCGGUACUAAAAAAGACCAACUUCACAGUGAUUUCUGAGGAGAAGGAAAUUUGUGUGUCUGUUCAGUAAGCGUGACCCUGUACUGGUCAGAGACAAGAAGGCUAAAUGGGCAAAAGUGCCAAGUAUAAUUUGGGGGUCUGCUCAAUGGUAAGAGGUGAUAUUACUGGUCACCCCAAAUCAACGAAGAGGGAUAUCAUAAGCUUAUUUAUUAUUGCAUGUCUAUGCCACCUUUCCUCCAAGGAGCUCAAGGUGGUACAUUGUUCUCCCCUCCCCAUUUUUCCUCACAACAACCCUGUGAGGUAGGUUAAGGUAAGAGAGAAUGAUUGGCCGAAGGUCGCCCAGUGAGCUUCAUGGCUGAAGAGGGGUUUGAACCCUGGUCUCUCAACUCCUAGUCCAACACUCUAACCAUUACACAUUGCAUGUGAAACAUCAUCGUUCACCUACAUUGAUGUCAUUUGACACUUUUAAAUGUUAGUUAUCACCCAGCAGGCAACUGCACUAAAUAAAGAUACAUCUUUUCCCCACGACGUGAAAUAUAAUGGAUAAAUGUGUAUUUCUGGCAAUCACAAGGCUUUUUCUGACUACAGUGGUACCUCGGGUUACAUACGCUUCAGGUUACAUAUGCUUCAGGUUACAGACUCCGCUAACCCAGAAAUAGUACCUUGGGUUAAGAACUUUGCUUCAGGAUGAUAACAGAAAUCGUGCUCUGGCGGCACGGCGGCAGCUGGAGGCCCCAUUAGCUAAAGUGAUGCUUCAGGUUAAGAAGAAGCUUCAGGUUAAGAACGGACCUCCAGAACGAAUUAAGUACUUAACCUGAGGUACCACUGUAUCUGGAAUUGGUGCUGUUCAUUGCCCUGAAGAAACUGCUGUUUUGCCAUGUAUCAGCCUCUGGCUAGCUGCUUCACAUUUUUCUACAUUAGCUUAGUUAUAAGAAUGCUCUUCAUCAGCUAAUGCAGGGCAUAUGAGCCACAGUUUUGUUUUGUUUUUUUAAAAAGCCCAUGGACUUCCACUUUCCCUUUACCGUAUGUUUCCCUCGACCUCUAGUGUAGUUCCUAGUCUCUGCUUUUACUCGUCUGGCCUUCACUUUACUCCUUGAAAUUGAAAGAUUAACAAAAAAAUUCUCUCUGUCCUACAGAUGUGGAGAAGACAGCAGUAGAAAAAAGUUCAGGCAUCCCUUUACCCAACCCUAACAUCAGCUUCCACUUGUGGAGAGAUGAAGACCAGCUUUGUGAGUGUCUGUUCUCAUGGCCUGUAUCUCACUUGGAAGCAGCUGUUGUUAUCCUUUUUCACUCUGUGAGAGGGCAAGCAGGGCGGAGUCACUCCAGGGAUGCAGUGUCCCUGUGGUCACUGCAAGCAAUGUGUCUUUGGCCCCUUCUGGUUUCCUUUUGGCUACCAUUUAUCCUUUGAGGUGUAGUUUGCUGCAGACAGUUCUUUUGGGGGGCAAAUGGCAGUGAGGAGGGGCUGCUUCUCAGAAGAAAACCUGCAUGAGGCCCUGAUCCAGAGUAGAAGCAUAGGGGCCCUAUGCUCACAGGGUUCCUGUGAUUUCCCCCCCUUUCUUUCAAAAUAAAAUUGACCAGUUUAAGCAUGUCUCUUUAAAAGUGUACUGCUCAUAACAUGUGCUUAUCCUUGCCAUGCCUACUUUCUUUAAAAUAAAGAAAGAUAAGAUAAAUAUCUUUCAACAUGGGGGAAAUAUUCACCUGUAUUCUGAAGUUGUAGAAUCCCAGGAGGGAGGUAACAUGUUUUUCCUCCUGAACAUUUUGAUUGGCUCUAACCAUCUCAGGGGAAAGGAUGGGAACCAAUAAGGUAGUGUUUUCGUGUCAGGAGGCAGCCUACAUUAUAUUAAAACAUGUUGCGUAUGUGCACAUAGACUGAAGUAGUCUGGCCUAUGAAUGUGGGCAAGAAACUUUACUUUUGUAGUGUUGGGACAAUGCCACACUGUGCCAUGUGAAGAUUCAAGAAUUAUGAUGGCCUCCUAGGUAUUUCACAAACCAUCUCUUCAUUUUAGGGAAGGAGUUGGUGCUAUUCCUCCGUUCGCCAAGUCAAUCCUGUGAACAGGAUUCCCUGAGUCCAGAACUGGAUAUCUUUGAGUUUCAGGAUAUGGGGCCAGACUUUGACUGCUGUGAGCAGACACGUUUCUCUGUGCUCUCCAACGACAGCGGGAUUGAGCGAGACCUGCCCAAUCUGGGCGAUGAAAAUCAGUCUUCUUACACUCCUGAGGCUGAGCACUCUCGGCUCCAGAGGAAAGGUUGCAUGAAGAAGAAGGGGUCUCCUCUGGACAGCCUCGCUUUCCUACAGAGCGGCUCUAAUGGGCAAGGAGCAAAGCCUGCUGGGAAGCUGCAUCGGAAAUCUGGGGGUAGCGUCAUGGAGCCGGUGGCUCAGCUGAAACGGCUGCACACAGCUCGUGUCUUGGUACUGGGUGAUGACAGAAUUCUGGGGCGCCUAGCCCAGGCCUAUUACUCCCUGAGGUAAGUGACUGUCACGAUGACUUUGAGAAGAGGGAGAGUUUUGCUGUGUUUGGGACAGAGUUGCUGUUUCUGUGUGGUGGAGUUGCAGUAUCUCCUUCUAGGCCAGGGAGGUCCAACUUCUCAUACCAAGUGGGCCGCAAGAAUACUUUGACAUGGAACCCAUGGGCCACACACUGCCCAUACCCUCCAACAUUUCUCUGAAGAAAAUAGGGACAUCCUAUUCCAUAAUAAUAAUUUAUACCCCACCCAUCUGACUGGGUUUCCCCAGCCACUCUGGGUUGCUUCCAAUAUAUAUAUAUUGUGUGUACAUACACACACACACACACACACACACACACACACACCAAAACAUUAAAUAUGAAGAAAACUUCCCUAUACAAGGCUGCCUUCAGAUGGCUCAGGGGUUGGAUAAAUCCAUACCCUCCAAGAUUUUUCUGAUUAAAAUAGGGACAUCCUAAGGAAACACUGGACAUCCCAAGAUCAAACCAGAAACUGGGGCAGCUUCUGUAAAACCUGGGUGCCUUCUGUAAAACCGGGACUGUCCCUGGAAAAUAGGGACACUUGGAGGGUCUGACAUUGCCUUGUCGUGUGUGUGUGGUGUGUGGAGGAAGCAAGCCCAAAAUUUGAUGCUGCCCUCCCCGCAGCCCUCACACUGCCUUCCCAAAGUGAGGCACCAGGCUUUGGGAAGGAGGCAUGAAGCUCUGGCAGGGUCUUAGAGCGCUCCCACCUCCUUCUCAAGCACUAACUAGGCUUUGGGGAGGAGGCUGGAGGAAGGGUGGUGCAAGGGCUGGGCCUGCGGGGGUGUCAAAUAUUGCCAAGGGCUUCCAAAAAGGUAUUGAGGGCCACAUUAUGCCCUGGGACCAUGUGUUGGACCACCCUGUUCUAGGCACUGCUGAUGUGAAAGCAUGGUCAUGAUUAGAACAAGGUGUUAGUAUGAAAAUGGCAAGGGCACAGGCAGGUAGGUCUCUUUAGGGUGCUCAGCAUGACUUAAUGGGAAGUUUUAUGCUAGGCUAGGGGCAGCGGGGGGAGGGGGAGGAACAUACCAAGGAGUUCCAUGGGAAAUAGUGGGAACCAUAUUCUUCCUGGCUAGAGAAUGAAAUGGAUCCCUCCCCCUACAUACCAUUAUUUGUGGCUAUCAGAAUACUAUGUGCACAGGUCCACCUGUGUCCUCUCCACCACAAGAGAUGAGAUACUGGGAUGACGUAAGAACAAUUUUCUCUUCCUCAUUUCCAGGAAGCGGGAGAGCAGACGUGCCUUUCUUACACCAAGGCUAAAAGUGCAAUUUUACUAUGUGCCUGUUGUGGAGGAACAACCCACAUCUUCCCCCACCGAGGUGAGCAGCUCAGGGCCAUGCAGAGGACGACAGAGCUAAAUUGUGGCCAUCCUCUUCCUACCACGUUCUUAUGCUCUUUGUGCUGGUGAGCUUAUUCUUCUACUUCUCUUCCAGGAAGGUGCUCUGCCUGACCAGACAGAGCCUUGUGAGUUGGCUGCUUACCUUGGAAGAGCUGAUCCAUGGUACGAGAGCAACAUUAACACCCUCUGUCACAUGAUUCCGAAGCUGGCCACCAUGGUAGGAGAGGAGCCCUUCCUUCUGCUUGUAUUCCUUAGAACAGGGAUAGGAACCCAAGGACUCCAACUCCCAUCAGCCCCAGCCAGCAGGAGCAAAUGGUCAGGGACGGUGGGAGUUGUAGUCCAGCAACAUUUGCAGGCCCACAAGUUCCCCACCUCUGCCUUAGAAACAACAAUGGGAAUUUCUGGAAUGUUCUUCAGAGGGCAGAAGGAACUGUCACUGAGGCUGGUGCUCAGUCAGAGGCAAGGGCCAAGUACUUCCAGAUCUUACGUAUACCUGGGCCAAGGGUAACCCUGAGGCUCCCACCAGCCCUCAGCCAGGAUGGUGAAUCAUCAGGAAAUAUACGCAUUAUAGUCCAACAGUUGGAGAACACUGUGUGGGCAACCCCUGAUCUAGACUUACAUCCAUUAGCAUGCUUGCUGGUGAAAGGCUAGUUCUUCCUCUCCAACUCAUAAUAGAGGUAGAAUAGAAUGGCCCAAUUUUUUAAAAAAAAAAAAUUAGUAUUUCACUUUCUUGGCUCUAGUGUUGUAGAUACAACGUGAGUUGUGUGUAUCAUCCCUUGGCUGCCUAAUUCACCAAGCAGGUGAAAUAUCAGGAAUGAUCAGGAAGCUAACAGAAAUAGCAGGUAACUUGGCAGUUGGUUUGGACUGAUGCAGUCGACUUUGAUCCCACACAGCCCUCUUCUCCAAGCAAAUCUACAGUCUCUGAGCUGUUCAUCCUUGACGUGAUUGCGUACUAUGUGCGUCUGGGCUUGCAGCCAGUCUUCUUCCAGGUGUAUGCAGUGAAGGUCAGUGCUCUCUUCUUGUUCUUUGAGCAUUGUGAAGUUUACCACCAGGCUGUACAAAAAUUAUAUUCAUGACACUUGUAACAGUUCACCCACUUGGAAGGAACCAUGCUUUGAGAGCCUCUUUCUGCCUUUCAGGUUUUCUUCAGUAAUACAGAUUUGGAGCCUGUUGAGGACAUUUUCUUGAUUGAACUGAGUCUAAUGCUUGAAGACUUCAACCCUUCCAGAGGUCUGUAUCUCAUUUCAGGGCUCCCUAGAUAUCGCAGAGCUCCUUUCAGAGCUCCCCGAUCUCUCCAGCUGGGGAAGUGUUUGCUGGUCUUCAGCCAGGCUGUGUCUCAAGAAAAUAAAAAGUUAAGAAAGGAGGCAGAAGGGUAACUGGUCAUUGGGGAAAAACACCAAGUUGUGUGUUCUUCUGUGAUGCCAUGAGUUGCAGAACUCAUUGGCUCUUAUUUUUCCUGUCACUUUUAUUCACAUACUAUUCCCACUCCAGCUGUACUUAUAGGUCCUUAUAAGGGAAAGUAUGCCCCAAUAUUCAUCCUCUCCCCUCCCCCUGUAAACUUAAAUGGGAAGAUAGCUGUGUCAGUAUCCCAGCUAAUUGAAAUCUGUGGCUGUUUCUUUUGCAGACACUCUACCAACGAAAAAGAAGGUAGCAGUAGAGGUUCCUGGUGCAGAUCUUACACUCAUGUAUAAGAAGGUGAGAACAUUUAUAAAUACCGUAUUUUUCGCCCCAUAAGGCACACCGGCCCAUAGGACGCACCUAGUUUUUUGGGGGGAGAAAUAAAGAAAAAAAUCCCCCCCAGGCACGGGGCUGGGGCGGGAAGCUGUCCCCCGAGCUUGUGGGGCUGGCGGCGGGGAGAAGCAGGCUCCUCCCUGCCGCCAGCCUUCAAACCAGGUCAGGGGACAGCGGGAUGGCGGCGUUCCGCCUCCCCGCUCUCCCCCGAGCUGGUGGGGCUGGCGAUGGGGCUCUCCUGAAGCCUGGAGAGCGAGAGGGGUCGGUGCGCACCUCCAGGCUUCAGCGAAAGCCUGCAUUCGCCCCAUAGGACGCACACACAUUUCCCCUUCAGUUUUGGAGGGGGAAAAGUGCGUCCUAUAGGGCGAAAAAUACGGUAGUAGGCAAGAAGGGACAGGUACAAAGUCCUGGCAAUCAUCAUGGCAUUCUAGGCAAAAUAUUUCACCCACAUUAAUUAUUUGAGGCUAUGAAUGCUGAAAGAACCUGUAAUUUGUUUUCAUUGAUGGUCCAGAAAAUAUGGAUAGACUUCUAGAGAGAGAAUUAAUCUGUCCUGGCUUUUCUUCCUGCAUAUUUCAUGCUUACCCAGAAUGAUAGGCUUCUUAGUUGCUGGAUGGAUGGGGCUAGUUCUCCACUGUUCUCUGUGCUGAUUGCCCGACACAUGAAAGGCAUAGGACAAUGGUCUACUGCAGUAAAAAGAAAAAAAGAGCACUGUUGCAAAAUAUAGAAACAGCAAUGGUUACACUGUAUGGCUGAAAUAAUAACCCAUUGUUUCCAAUAAGGAUUGAUGCAUUUUUUUCACUGGGAAACAAUGGUGAUUUCUGUCUAGGUUUUACUGAGUAACCGUGAGAAGGAGGAGACACUUUCACUGCGAUCCACAGGCCUGGUUAUUAAAGCCAUUCCCUCAAAUGAGACUGAAGGUAAAGGCAUUGUAUAGGUGGGGACAGCACACACUGGUUUUCUGGGCUUCCACUUUUCUGGAUUCCUAGCUGGAUUCCUGGGCGAGAGCUGGAGUUCUGCAGAUGACAUGCACUCUUGUUCCAAAGUGAAGGAGCAGUCUAAACUUGCUUCAUGGUAGGUAUACAUUCUUUUUGCCAACUUGCUACUGUCACAAAAAAAAGGGGAGCGGUUAAGAUGUCCACUUCAUUUCUGAAGAGAGGGACAGCUCAGAGUUAAUCUAAUGUAUAUUUUAGAAAGCUGUUUGUUCACUAUGCAUUUGGACUCUUCUUACAAUAUUGUAACCAAAAGUAUGCAUGAUGGAUCCUGAGAUCAAACAGCAGGUUUUUGUCUAUGUUUUGAAACAGUUGGAUACCAUUUUGCACCAAGAUGGUGGGCUGAAACUUUCAAAACUCUACUGAUAUUUUGAUUUCUUAGAAUUCCUUAGCAACUCUAGGUAUGAGGCUGCUAGUAAUCAAAUAAGAGAAACAAACAAGACGCACAGAAUGCCAGCAAAUUGGUUUGGGAGAGACACAUUUAAGCAAUCACAUGGUGUCUGUCCCCCCCCCCAAAGAACCCAACAGUUGUUUUCUUAUGCUAAAAAAUGUUCUGUGAAAUGAGUGCCUUAAGAUGUUGCAGAUACCCUAUCAGUCAGUGUUCUGCACAACUCCUUCUGCUUCAAAUUGAUGAAACUUGUUCCUCCCACCCCAGGCUCAGUCCUCAAAAUGUUAUGUAGGACAAACAAUUAGUGAGGUUUCCAAAAUUGUGUGACACCUACUUUUAUGCAUGUCUGUUUUUUCGUAGACACCCUGUUCCUGUGAGGGAGCAAUCAGCUGCUAAAUUACGGUUUUAAAAAAGAAAUGAUAAAUGAAUGGUGGGACUUGUGUUGGUUAUCAUCUGUGAUGCUACAUGCACCACCUAAUAGGUGCCAAUGAAACUCAUACAACCACCUUCCAUGCAGCAAUGGAGGAGCUAAGCUGGGGAACAAAUACACACAUUUUCCCCAGCAAUUUUGAACCUCGGGGAAAUGUUUGUAUCCCUUCAAUAUAUCCUUCAAAGUCCUUCUUUAAGAAACACUUGGAUCUUCCACAACAGGCCUAGGCAAACUUUUGAGACUACAAUUCCCAUCAUCCCUGACCAUUGGUCCUGUUAGCUAGGGAUGAUGGGAGUUGUAGUCCCAAAACAUCUGGAGGGCCGAGUUUGCCUAUGCCUGUUCCACAAAAACAGAGUAUGUUCAUUGUAGCUGUAUGUUCAUUGUGUAGCCCCCCACCCUGCUCCCACAGCCCCCCAUGUAUCUUAAAAGGUCCUAGGAAGGGGGUACAAGAAGGAACUAUAAAGUCUGAGUGAACUUCUCCAUGCCGUUUCUCAGGAUAGGAGAAACAGUGUUCUGACUGUGUUCUAGAGCUCUCUUCUACUGCUGAAUAGAACAAUGUUAGUCAUGGAGGAAAUUUGGGGCAGUGCUAAACAUGGCAGGGGAUCAUGCAAAUGCUUCAGUCGAGGCAAAAAGAAGGGGGAAAGUCAUGACUGAUUCAUCCAUCUUUCUUCAUUGUACUCUGCAGAUCUGGUGUGCUUGAAUGUGAAUACUACUGAAGUUGUAAAAGUAUCCAACCUCUCAGGACGAUCAUAUUCUGUAAGUGACACUCUGAUUCUUCAGAAUUAGGAACCUAGUGGUGCUGCUUAGUAUCUACAGGGGGAAAAUGUAGGAUUUUCCACCUAUUCUACAAUACAAAGUAGGAGAGAAUCAUAAAAUAUGUUACCCUCAAUGGAACUUUAUGAAUCCACCUAGUGUAUAAGUUAAGUUUGCUCCAAAUUUUUUCUGAAGCAAAAAUCAGCAACCCUAGACCCAUUAAUGAAUAAUCAUCAUAGUUGAACAUAAAAAUUACAACCUCCUUUCCUCAUUCUUCCGUUGACCAUGUCUGCUGAGUCUCCAUGGGCUUCUUUAUUAACUACAUCUUGCUAAAAUCUCAAAUUCCAACCAAAAAGACCCAGGUGUAUGGUUUUUUUGGGACGGAAACUUUCACACACAGCAGUUCUAUGUCACUAUGUCAGGUGCCAAAGCCACUCUGAUACUUGAAUCAGGAUCCCUUCAAACUGUUUACUUAGGUUAUUGAACCUUGUGCUUUCCCAGUGAGGAAUGCAAAUCCUGCUUUCCCAGAAAAGAAUGUUACAUGAGUCCUUUGGGUUAGAAAGCAAUCAGGCUUGCAAGGGUAUGUGUGCACUUGGAAUGGAAACUGUUAAGCUUCUUUGAUGAGCCCCUUAGUAAAUUGACUGCCUGAUGCUGACCUACAUCUCAGAUCACAGGAUAUGUGCAACACAAAGUGGCUUUGCCACAGGACAAACAGCUCAACAAGCAUUUCAUAAUUUCAAUUGCAUAGUCAGUCUUGGUGUGAUGCUGUUGCACAGAUAUUUUCUUCCUCUUUUCAUCAUGGCACUAUUCUUCCAAUAUGUAGCUCUUUACAAUUUCACAUGGCUAAAAUUGAAAUGACAAAGAAAUAUCCAUUGCCUUUCCAGAAGGAUAUAUAAGUCACUAGGUUUGUAACCCAAAAUGUUAGAUUCUAAAUUACAUUUAUUCCUCAAAGAUUAAUUUUAUGCUGCACCUGUGAAAGAAAGGAAAAAGGGGUUCCAUUUCAGGCUUAUACAUCGCAUACACUUGCUUUUCACUUCAGAUUUCUCCCCCAUUUAACCAUCAAUAAUUCCUACUGAGCUGAAGAUUUUUGAAUAAAACAAACUUAUAUGCACAGUUGGAACAGCAUUUCCAUUGCAAUUAGUAUCAGUAUCUGAAGUGAGAAAUGAAUUAUCAAUGAUUUCUCCAUUGCAUAAUUUAUCAAAUAGGCUGAUUACACCAGCAGUGAAUAUUUAAGUUUCCACUCUUGUCAAUGUCGGAACCAAGCCACUAUCUUGUAACCACUCACUUUGCAGGUUUCUAAAUGUUUAUUGGCAAUACAUAAUUAUCUUUUUCAUUGGUGAACCUAAGAGCAACAGUAAAAUGCCCAACAGUCAUGAUUAUAAACAGAUUUUACCAAAAUAAUCUGUCACAGUACAGAGCUUGUGUAGCGAAUUGCUUUGUGGAACCUGACACGGAAAAUAAAUGGCAUUGCAUUUUGGUUUGUUGAACGUGGUAAUUAAUGUUUUGUAAAAAAAUGCUUCGCUAAACUUGUAGAAGGACUGAUAUCAGUAAUGCAACCUGAGGACUUCAGAAGACUUAUGGGUUGUAUCUAACAAAGUUGUCCUGUUGUGCAAGGACCUGUGCAAUAGAACUUCCUCUCCCUGUGCCCCCUGCCCAAAAAUCUGCUCUGGAAUGUUGGGGUAACCCCCAGAACAGAUCUGGGUGGGGUGCAGGGGGCUCCAGGAGAGAAAAGAAAAGUAAGAUCCACUGUGCAGCCAGAGCUCCUUGCGCUAAUGGGAUGACUUCAUUGGAUACAACUGCAUGUUUUUUCCACCAAGUAGCAAAUAGGAGCUUUGAGAGAGUGGUGGGAAAGAGCACAGGGAUAAGGGUUAACCCAUCCUUCCCUAGUGCCACGGCCCCACUCCAAACUGCUCCCCUUGAGGCUGACAUUGCUAUUAAAGGCAGGAAAUCCUAUUCACAGAUCUUCUGAAUCAUGUCUGGAUGUGCCCUGAGAGACAGCUUUCUAGAGCAGGAUUUGUUCUGUGCUUACCCACCCUUUGCACAAUUCUAUUGCCGGUUUUUGUUUUCUGUUGCUAAGGUAGAAACUUGAGAUUCAUGCCACAGAAAACAAAAAACUUGCUAAUCCAGUAACACCAUGUAUUACAUCACUUGUUUGCAUUUGGCCUUGACUAAAAAAAGCACUCUAACCGCUAAGCAGAGCAUUUUGUUGCAUUUUUUUUCCAGUUAGUGACAAACACUAUUCGAACACGCAACAUCAAAAUCAGAAGCACAGAACAAAGGACCUUCACUGUGUGCCUAGACAAGGACUCUAGGAGACUCUACAAGAAUGUGACCAGGUAGGGCUCUCCAAUAAACUGUAUAUUAUUAACUUUUCACCCAGGUGUCCCUUCCCCAUUCCUCAAAGUCAGUUCUUGAACAUGGUGUGGGUGCUACUAAUAAACACUGUCAACUCAAGAACUGCCUCCAGGGAAACUGAAAUGGAUCAGAAGCAGUGGAGGACUUUGGUCUUUCAGAUUUCAGCAGUUUUAUGCUGCUUUAUUUGUCAUGGUCUGACAUUGGGAUAUGCAACUUAAAUCACUCUGAGGGCCACAUGUAUCUUGUUACUAACUCAUGGUGGCUAGAUGUAACUUACUGGGUGACAAAUCAAGGCUUUAGUCCUUUGCGGUAUUUUAAAACUCUGUUGGUUUUUGCGCAUACAUCACUGUAAAAUUUAGAUGUUUGGGGAAGAUAUUUUAUCUCAGUAGUGGGGAAACUUUGGGGCCUGAGGACCAGAGCUUUAUUUCCCUGCACCCCAUGCAUCAACUUUGACAGGUGAACGGGGCCACCCACCUGCUGAUGAUCUGAUGCUAUGAUGACAUUAGGUGCCUGAUAGAUGGGCAUGGUGAUAGUCUUGCUCACUGUCAAAGUUGUCUGGAGGGUGGUGGUCUCCUUCCUCAGCAUGUUCCCUAGAAGGAAAGUAGCACCCAGUAGGAUUGACCUUCCUAUUCACCAGCUGAUGAGUGCAGGGAAAGCACUGGUGAAGCAGCAGUCAGCAGGAUUGAACCCCACUGCUCACCCAUCACCUAGUGAUGUCAGCUGUCUAACAAGUGAGUGAGAUUUAGAGAAAAUGGCCUCAUGGGCCAGAAGUCCCCUAACCCUUUUCUCUCUGGACUGCAGGAUUCAGCACUGAAGAGUUCUCGUUUUACACCACACUCCUUGUCACAGCCUAAAUUUGCCAAACAAAGCUAUUAUAGCAUUUUUUGCCACCUUAAAGGUACUGGGUGAUAUUCAACUAACAUAUUCCAUUAGAGCAAGGAUUUACACUUGUGCAAUUGAAUGACCCCACCACCACCUCCUGUGUGUGCCCUGCAGGUUGGGGAUGCCCCUAUAAUAGAUUUAGGGGGUGUGCAGGAAGGUGGGAGUUCCAUUGUGCAAGCAGAAAUCAUUACGCUGAUGGGAUGUGUUAGCUGCACACCACCCAUGUUAUUCUUCUCAGACUAAUCAGCCUCAGUGAUUGUCAAUGAUAAUGUCAAUUAUUGGUGUGCAUUCAAAAUAUAUGCAAAGGGACUUCCGGGGUGGCGCCAUCGGUAAUGGCGGAUUCCCUCUGAUCUGGAGGGACUAGCUCCACGGGAAACAGGUCUUUUCCGCUACGGCGAGGUGGGGACCCAUUCAAAAAUCACAGGCGGAUGAAGCCUGUGACCAUGGGACUCGGCGGGCACCUUUAGCGCCCCCCCAACCCGCAAGGGAACCCACUAACGGGCUCCGGAGCGAAGAGGGGGAAGUGGCGCGGUGCUGAGAGUCAACUGCUUCUUCCGUGGAGUGAAGCCGCACAGCCGUUGCCGGAGAGUGCUGCCUUUUUCCUGGGACAAUUUGGCUUUUAAAACAAUCACCCGUGAGUACUUAAAUUUUGGACAAUUGGACUCUAAAUAAGGAUUUGUGAGCUGAAAGGAAAAUUGGACUUAAAAAGUUUACUUUAAUUUGGCACUGAAACGGGAAGGUCUAAACAGGAAGUCAGCCUUCCCUUUCUUUGUAGAUAGAUUAAAGCAAAGACAUGGCAAACUAGAGUUCUGAAAAUCGCUUGUAAAGGAUUAGCUUUCAUCAUUUUAAAUUGUUGAACCCCCUUCGGAAGCAGGAGAAGAGGGGGGAUUUUUUUUCCAGACUGUUUAAACCUGCAGAAGUGAGUGUAAAACAAAGUAACUUUCCACCGUCUUGAUCCUGGAGCGGGGUGUCAGGACUGACGUUUUUUGAAGCUCAUUGACCAGAGACAAACGUUUUUGACAGAUAGCUAAAAGAAGAGAAACAUAGUGACUCCAUUGUUCCCCUUCGCAUUUUAAAGGAACAAAUAUUGACAAAAUAUCUGAAAAAGGAAACUUUGUUGUUAGAUCUGUCUUUAAAAGAAAAGAACAAACAGAAGUUCUUCCCUAGAGGAGCCUGUGAAACUGUAACCAAUUUUGAAUCAGGGAGCUUGCAGCUGUCACAGAUUACGAUCGUGGGAAUAGACUUUUGACCUUGCAGGACAAUGUAUUCAGAAGCUCUGUUGUGUGCUUUCUGUAAAACAAGUGCCCUACUGGAACAGCUACAUGAGAAGACGGAUUUUAUGACUGAUGCGAUCAGAAAUUUUGGACAGGUAGUGGGAAAUUAUAUAGAGCCCACCCAGGAAUCAGAUCAGGAGUGUGCCCUGACAGAACAGAUGAGGGAAGAGGAUGUUUCUGAAUCUUGGGUGCCAGAGAUGGAGGGAGCUGUGGCCCAGCAGGAACAUGAAUUCUUGGAUUUGACAAAUGAACUUGGAAAAAGCCAGAUUUGGAAAGAUAAAGUUUGGUUUGGUUUGGUUUGGUUUGGAAAUGGGGGGUUUGGACUUUUCAAGUCUGGCAAUGGGCCGUGAGAUGUUGUGGGGGCUCUUAAUUUUGGAGGGACUUUGAAACAUGUUCUUAAAUACCUCAUGGAGCUUAGUCUGGACUAUGGAAAAGGGGCUGAUUUGUCGAGAUGGGUCAAAAGCAUUGUCAAGCUGGAGUUCCCAAGAGUGAAAGGAGCAGGAGAUAAAGGAAAAUACAGCUAUAAAUAUGAAGAAGAGCUGCGGAAGGGACAUGGAAGGGACUUAAGGGCCUCGGACAUAAGAUUGCCAGGUUAAUGCGCUAGAUUGAUGAGAUAGAAAGGACUGACAAAACCCGGGACCAGGAGGAAGAGACGCUGGAUGAAGAUUGGAUUUUUUUUUUGUUAUUUUUUCUUAUUAGGAUUGUUUUAUAAAAUUGAUGAAUGUUAGAAAAAUGUUGGAACGAAAUUAUUUGGCUUUAGCAAAAAUGUUUAAAGAAUUAAGUAAGAAUAUUAUGGUUAUUGAGAAAUUGGUAAAAAUAAGAUUUAAGUUUUAAGCUUUAAGGUUUUUAUAGUAAGAUAAGAUUAAAAUAGAUUAAGGUAAAGUAAUGACAGAAUAUUAUGAAAUAUGGAAAGGAUUUGCUGCGACAGUUAAUAACCAGGAUACAAAAAAAGGGAGGAGGGGGAGGUCAAAGAAAGAAGGUAAUGACAGUUAAGGAUUUGAGAAUAUUGGAUUUGUUUUUAAAUGUUUGUGGUAUAUUUUUGUUUUUUGAGCGUGUUGUGCUAUUUUUUGAUUUUGAUUUCUAUUAAUCUGUGUUGUUUGACUGUGGUUUGUUUUUUCUUUGUUUUUUCUCUCUCCUUUUCUUCUUUGUUUUCUUUUGUAAUUCAAAAAUUUUCAAUAAAUAUCAUUUAAAAUAUAUAUAUAUAUAUAUAUAUGCAAAGGGUUUGCAAAUUAUGUGCACCUCAUUGCCUGAGGUUCAAAUACCCACAAACAAGUUUUCCACAUAAAAGAACUUCAUAUCAGAAUUGAGUGAACACCAGAUCAGAUUCUGACCAAUAGCUUGUGUAUUUAGCUAAUGGAACAACAUCUUUUGUUUUCUUGCAGUAUUGAAGUUUUCCCAUGCCUAGAACCCAGCUACUGCUUACAAAAGACAAGAACCAGACGGUCUAGCCUUGAGGAAGAGGAAGAUGUGGGACUGGCCAAAUACUUACCUAAAUCUUUAUUGCUACCCAUCAACACUUUUGCAGGCAUUGUUCAGUGA